Molecule: messenger RNA, 2308 nt
Organism: Colletotrichum scovillei
Lineage: Eukaryota; Fungi; Ascomycota; Sordariomycetes; Glomerellales; Glomerellaceae
Exons: 6
Coding region: 140-2308 (722 amino acids)
Biological process (GO): positive regulation of transcription by RNA polymerase II; DNA-templated transcription
Molecular function (GO): DNA-binding transcription factor activity, RNA polymerase II-specific; zinc ion binding; sequence-specific DNA binding
Source: RefSeq, a predicted model, not a curated record
AUGCUUUCAAACCGUUGCGAUAUCUGACUCUCAAAGUCUCCACUGUGCAGAUCGGCGGUUCCGCGCCGUUGGGCAUUUCCUCUCGUUUUCCAUUGCGUCUAGAACGCGCUGGGUUUUCUUUUCCCCUCCUCCCUUCACAAUGAGUGGCCAAAGAACCGGUAGCACCCAUCAGGCCAAACGCCCGCGACUCGGCGAGCGUACCAUGUUGGCCUGCAUCGGCUGCAAGCAAAAGAAGCUCAAGUGCGACGGACAAAGUCCCAAGUGCCAGAACUGCGUGAGGACUGGACGAGACUGCCUGGUAGAAGACCCCGGCACCGGCUUACAUCGCCCGCGCGACUACAUGAAGUCGCUGGAGGCCCGCGUUGCCUAUCUCGAAGGUCUCUUACAGCAGGCCCGGCCCGAGGUCGCCCUCGAUCACUUUGGUGCCAAUCACGAGGGUGGAGGCGGUCGUGGUCGUGAAGCCAACCAAAACGCCGCCGCCGCUUCUCACAACGGCGGUCACACGCAAGCAACGUCCAUCAUGCACAUGCCAUCUGCCCUCGCCCCGAACCUCCAGGCUCACCCCUCGUCAUUCGAAGACGUGGACUUCUCGCGGGCGCUGCGUGCGCCUUCUCCAGAUGUCGACGACCAUCAUGUCGAUACCUUGUCGUCAGAGGUUGCGUUGCUCUGUCUAAGCGCGGCCGGCCGAGAGCCGCAUUAUUUUGGUCCUUCUUCCGCUGUUUCCUUUUCGCGCAUCGUCAGCGCUACUAUGGGCCUUGCCAGCACUGGCGGGAGCUCGCAGCAUAGCCAUGCAGGCCGGGGGAAGGAUAUCAAUCCGGAAGUCGUCCGAGAGGUUCCGUUGAGGUUACCGUCGCCGACACUGAGGGCAAACUUAUCGGAAGCGUACUUUAACAACAUACAUCCCCAGUACCCAUUUCUCCACAAGCCGACGUUCCAGAUCUGGGAAGAGACCUGCCUCAAAGCAAGUCUCGACGGAGAUUUGAGCAGUGUUAACGGGUCAACGCUUUUUUUCGUCUUGAUGGCUUACUAUUCGAUGGCCUUGGAUCACAUCUCGGCAGUCUUGGACCUCGACAGCCUAGAGUCCAUCCAGGCAAUACUGGCUUGUGCCGUUUAUUCGAUCAGAUCACCUGUUGGCGUAAGCCUAUGGAAGGUCUCUGGUAUGGCUAUACGCCAUUGCAUUGAGCUCGGCUAUCACCGAAGUGCCGAGAGAUAUCACAAAAAUACAGAUGCUUUGACUAAGGAGAUGUCCAAAAGGUGUUUCUGGGUCGCGUAUGACAUUGACAGAGUCGUUGCCUUUACACUAGGCCGCCCAGUGGGCAUUCCAGACGACUCUAUCGAUGUUGAGUUACCACUAGAUAUCGAUGACGAAAAUGUGACUUCAGGAGGACUCUUGUCAGCCUCACGAACAUCCAUCACAGAUCCGCCGACACUCAUGACCGGCUUCAUCCACGCCAUCAAACUAAGGCGUCUGUGGACAAAGAUUAGUGACAACCUGUAUCCCCCCACGACUCGACGAUGCGGUUGCGGACACACAGCUACAAUAGAGAGUCUCCGUCAAGAACUAGAGGAGUGGCGCGCAAAAACUCCCGAUCAGCUAAACUACUCAAGGGCGCACCCACUCUCAGUCUUCACCUCUCGCUCCUGGUUCCAGCUCGCUUACGACCACUCGAUCCUGCUGCUAUACCGCCACUACAUGAUGGGCGGAUCACCCGCAGCAAACCACUCCACGCCAGACGGCGGCGCCGGCCACGGAGGAAACCUCAACGACAACGAAGCCACGGAACGGGUGCUGGAAGAGUGCGCGGUGCGCGCGCGGGAGAUGUGCAUGCUCUACCGCCGCGUCUACCAGUCUUCCUCGGUCCAGUUCACCUGGGGCAGCCUGCACAUCCUCUUCCUCGGCGGGCUGACGUACCUCUACUGCCUGUGGCGCUCUAAGCGCGUUCGGGACUCGACGAGGCAGGCUGAUGUUGUCACGACGUGCAUGGCGUGCACCACCGUUCUUAUCAUCAUUGCCGAGCGGUGGAACCUGGCGACUUCGUAUAGGGAUAUCUUUGAGGCGCUGUCUCAGCGGACGAUUAGCAUGGUUUGUAAUGAUGGGCAGAAACCGGCGGCGGCGGCACCUGGUGGUAAUGCUUCGUUGCCUGCGAUCGGGCCGGGUCCGGGGGCGGAGACGGAUAUGCAUGCUGCUUUUGGUGGUGGUGCGGCGCCGUCGAUGCAGGAUUGGAUUAUGGGGUUGGAUGACUUGUCGAUUCCGCAAGAGUCGGAGUGGCUGGUGCAAGAGUUGCUUCAAGGUGUUCGAGAUUAUUAG